This is a messenger RNA of Juglans regia (Persian walnut), 612 nucleotides long. Its product is annotated as lectin 7-like. Bases 1 to 612 code for a protein of 203 amino acids. The transcript has a single exon. Gene Ontology annotation, molecular function: carbohydrate binding. The record is from RefSeq and is a predicted model, not a curated record. Lineage: Eukaryota; Viridiplantae; Streptophyta; Magnoliopsida; Fagales; Juglandaceae.
AUGACUCCCUCAAUGGAAGUGUCGGUCGAGCGUCGUAUGCUGAACCUGUACGCCUUUGGGAUGCAAAGACGGGAGCUUACGGACUUCAUCACCCACUUCUCCUUUGUCAUCAACGCUUUGAAUAGAUCAUUCAGUGGUGAUGGGCUCUCCUUCUUCAUUGCACCACUGGAGUCAAGAAUCCCUAACAAUUCAGGUGGUGGGUAUCUUGGACUGUUUAGUCCGGAAUCUGCUUUCAACUCUUCCUUGAAUAAAAUUGUUGCAGUUGAGUUUGACAGUUUCAAAAAUUCAUGGGAUCCAAGUGGUGAUCAUGUUGGAAUCAAUAUAAACUCCAUUGUCUCAGCAGCAAAUGCCAUAUUGGCAGGGAGCAUAAAGAAUGGAUCAAUAGCAAAUGCAUGGGUUAGUUAUAACUCAAUCACCAAAAAUUUGAGUGUUUUCCUAACUUAUGCUGAUAAUCCAAUCUUCAACGGGAAUUCUAGCCUUUCAUAUAUUGUCGAUUUGAGAACUUUUUUGCUGGAAUGGGUUAGAGUUGGUUUCUCCGCAGCCACAGGUGAUCAAUCGAUGGAGUUUCAUACAAUUCGUUCUUGGUCGUUCAAUUCAAGUUUGGAGGCAUAA